Molecule: messenger RNA, 582 nt
Organism: Strongylus vulgaris
Lineage: Eukaryota; Metazoa; Nematoda; Chromadorea; Rhabditida; Strongylidae
Source: the annotation of a GenBank genome assembly
AUGCCUAUUAAAACGAGGCAUACACAAAGACGGUGUAGCGUACGACGUUCAUUUCGCACUCGCCCAUCAAAUCAAACUGCCGUCAUUUGUGUUGAUCAUCCUGAUGUCCAGCUAUUUCAUGAUGACUCGUGGGAUGACGAUUUUGCUUUGAGAUCUCCAGCACCAAGAAAACCGCGAAAACCGAGGCCAGUUCCAGAAGAGAUAAUCGAAGAAGAUGAAGAGGAGUCUGACGGAGUUGGUGACAGGAAUAAUGAUGAGAACAUGCCUCCUAAUACAAUCGAUGGUAACCGAUCCGCUAUCGAAAGGAUGAACGCAGAGUUCGCGGAAGCAGAAGAGUACUCGUUAUAUAUAGAAAACGAAGACGGAGUUCGGCUUAAAGCUAUUGGAAAUCAAUUAGUUGAAUAUGAUAAAUACGAUGGUCCCAAAACAACAGCUCAUGUAUUUCCUAAAAGAAACACCCCAUCCCCUCCAGAUCAAGCCCAGAUUGACUUAAAUAAUCAUCUGUUGCGGAAAGCUGUAUGGACAUAUUUGCGUGGAUGUACUCCAAGAAGGAAGAGAAGUGAAUUUGAUUUUCUGCUUUAG